Molecule: messenger RNA, 2244 nt
Organism: Arabidopsis arenosa
Lineage: Eukaryota; Viridiplantae; Streptophyta; Magnoliopsida; Brassicales; Brassicaceae
Source: the annotation of a GenBank genome assembly
GCUUUCGAUGAUAUGGCCUACUUUAGCAACGAACUCAUUAUCCAAAUGUUUUUUUUUUGACAAAGAACGAUAAUUGAUAAUUCAAUUAGGGAAGAUACUUUCGCAAACCGGAGAAGACAAUCGGAGAUCGGAAACUAUGGCCGGACGAGAUCGUUAUCUUCCAUCGUCGGCAGUUUCAACUUCAUCAUCUUCAAGAUUAGUAGAAUCUCAAUUUAUCGAAUCCGAUCGAAAUCGAGCUCGAUCUGUAAUCCUCGAGGAUCGAAUCGCAAUCCAACACCGUGAAAUCCAAUCUCUUCUCAAUGACAAUCAACGAUUAGCUGUGGCACACAUUGGACUCAAAGACCAGCUCAAUUUAGCCAAGCGUGAGCUCGAACGGUUACUUGAAACCGCUGCGAAAGUUAAAGCGGAAGGAGAAGCUAAGGUGCGUGAGGUUUAUCAGAAUGCGUUGAGGAUGGAGGCGGAGGCUCGUGUGAUUGAUGGACUUGGAGCUGAGCUUGGUCAGGUUAGGGCUGAUGUACAGAGGUUAGCUAAUGAUAGACAGGAGUUAGCUACAGAGUUGGCUAUGCUUGAUGGUGAGAUGGUUAAAGCGAAACCGAAUUCGGAUCGAGCUAUUGAGGUUAAGGCGGAGAUUGAGGUUCUUCGAGGAGAAGUUCGUAAAGGAAGGGCUGCUCUUGAGCUUGAGAAGAAGACACGAGCAAGUAACCUUCACCAUGAACGCGGUAUGGAGAAGACUAUCGAUCACUUGAAUCGUGAGAUUGUGAAACUUCAGGAAGAAUUGGUUAAUCUGGAGACAAAAGCUAGAGAAGCAAAUGCAGCUGCUGAGGCAGCUCCAAACCCAAGCCCUGGAUUGGCUGCAAGUUAUGGAAAUACGGAUAACAUUUAUGGAGGUCAAUCCCGGCAGGCCAACGGUUCUCACGAGGCAUAUGGAGCAUCAGAUAGUCUCCCUCAAGACCCGUCUACUCCAUUGCAGCAUCCUCUGAAUAAUACUCAACAUUCUAGCACACCUCAUUUAUCUUCUAAUUUAAAGUUAUCCCAAAUUUUGCGAUCUCAUAUUGAGCAAAGGGAGAACAAGAAGGGUGGCAUAUUUUGACAGACCAUCCUUGUGGAUGUCGACGCAGCGGCUGUAGCGGUGGUGAUCGACAGAGCGGCGCGUCUCAUUCCCAAUGGUCAAUAUGCAUCUAGGGUAAGGGAAGGUUGUUCCCUUUUUGGUUGCAACCAUGUGGUUGAACCGAGAAGAAUGUAUUGUUCGAGCAUCCAUGAGAACAUUGCUCAGGAAUUGGGUUCUCUUCGGUUUGCAUGUGUUGUUAUUGAUGGAUUCUCCGGUCUUUAUAAUGACAAGAACCACAAAAGAGAUAUGAGAAGCGUAGUGAGUUUACUUAAAAGUGUGGAUGAAGGAGUUGAUUUUGCAAUUCCACUCAUUGAAGAUCUUGGGAUAUUCGAACGUGUUCCAUGGGAAUGGGAUUUCAUCAAUUUUCAAUUCCUAGAUGGAGAAAGUGAUAGGAUUGAGAGGUGGAGAAACAUCCAGGCAAAGAUGAAGCAAGGAAAGAAGACAACACAACAAGCUACGUCGGAGAAAGAGACCAUAGAAACGAAACAGUCAUUAGAGGCAACAAAGGAAGACGGAAACGAGCUGACCCAAACGGUGGUGUCGGUAGAAAAGCUUCAUUCUGAGUCGACGGAAAACCUAUCAUUGAUUGAGGAGGAAGAGUCUCCACCUGUGAAGAAAACACAGCAAGCGGUGAUGGAGACGGUGACUUCAAAACUACCGGUAGCGGUGGUGUUACCUGCAGCGUCGCAGCUUGAAUCGAAACCUCAAAACUCGAAAGUAAUUGUGGCACCAGACGUGGAGGUGCUAGAAGCUGCCGCAUCCGAGCUUGAGCCAAAGCAAACGAAGCCUCUAAACUCUGAAGUAAUUGUGGCACCAGUUUUGGUGGUUAAGGAGUUGGUUGAGAAUAGCCUUGACAUCAAUUAUAUGAUGCAAGCAACCGUCCAAGAGAUGAUGACCCACCAACAACUGUUGCAUCUCUUGAUUAGGUUCUUUGUAUCAAGAGUUCCAUAUAAGAGAAGAGGAGAUAUAAAGAAAGAGAUGUAACCAAGAUAAGCUCGUUGACGCAUAUUUAACCGGUUUUAGAAUAUUUUAAACUUAUUUUUCUAUUUUUUCUUUAAAAUAAAAUAACUCUAGGAAUUGGAUUUCUUUCUAGCCUUAUUUCAUUUUGGAGUUGAUAAUAGAGAUUUCUAAAUUUU